CACCACAAGAAUUUAGUCUCCACUUCUCAUUCGAAUAGAAGAGAAGUAUCUUAAAGAUACUUUUAUUAAAGAAAAGUGAAAAAAGAAAGAAAGAAACUCAAAACAAAAAAAAACCUUCGCAUAUUGUUUUGAUCGUAGAAAAAAAUUGUAUUUAAUUUUUUUCGUUCAUUCUUCUUCGGUUGCACAUUAAGUUUCUUUAAAAGUGCUUUUUACUAAAUCACUCAUACGCCACCGGUUUCGUUUAUAAUUCGACUCUAAAAUAUUAUAAACAAUUAGCAAGUUCCAGAUUUUUUAACUUCUGGGUCUCUCUUUUUCGGUGCUUGCUUACUUACCUACCACUUGUGAUUUUGAAUACGUGCCAUGUUACCGCAUAGAGUUGCCAUACUGUCAUUUUAAUAAUUCUCGACCUGCGCUCAGUCACACUUGGGUAGAUAGAAUUGUAUAUAUUCUACACUACACGGUAAUGAUGCCCUAAUAGCCAAACAUCUACAUUUUGCUUAGAAAAUGACGUGAGAUACGACAUACGCGAACAUUUCGUUAUCAGCAGCAGAGUAGCAUACUUUAAUAUUUAUUGUCAUCCAGACGCGACCGAGUACCAGGCUUUCAGGGGAAUUUUUUUUUCUACAAAAUUUCGCAAAAAUUUAUUAAUCAACAACAAAAGGCAUUUAUUAAUAAGAAAAAUACAAACUCUUCAAGUUGUAAUAAUAGCUUUUAUCUGAAGAAGGCAAUUGAAAUCCGUCGAACAGAAAAAAACUUAUCAACAACAAAAACAACACUCAAAUCGCGGGAAGGUCAUGAUUGUGAUUAAGUGAAAAAGUUCUAAAUAGCAAAUGAAACAACAUAAAUUUAUUAUAUUUGCUUUGUUUUUAUGAAAAUUAGAAUAAACCAAAAAACCCUAAAAAUUAGGAGGUCUCAAUUCAAAAUAUCGUUUAGAUAUCAGCCAGAAAAAGUGUGCCAACAGUUGUUUGUUUGAGUGAAAAAUCGAUUAAAAACGGUGUAGUUUUUUUUUUUUUGACAACAAAAAUAUAGUUUGCGUAGACAGAAAUACAAAAAAAAUCAUACAAUCAUGGGAUGGUUCCAUAUGUUACAACUUUUCGGUCUUAUGGCUGGUUCUAUGGUCCUUGGAUUAAAACAUUCCGAAAACAGUAUUGAAACAGAUGACACUGAUGACACCAGAUAUACUUCAAGGAUUCGUGAUCGCGAAGGAUACAUACACGGAAAGUUUCCAUUUCUAAUGCCAAAUGUCAGACCCAAUACGCCCGAGCUCUAUUUAUGCACACCAAUUAAAGUUGACUUCACCACAAGUUAUUAUAUCGUUGGUUACGAACCAAAUGCCACAAUGAAUACCGCACAUCACAUGCUUUUAUAUGGAUGUGAAGAACCUGGUUCAACAAAACCUGUGUGGAAUUGUGGAGAGAUGGCAAAAAAAGGAUCUGACGAGCUUGAAACUUCAAGUCCAUGUGGGGUUACAGCACAUUCUCAGAUUCUUUAUGCUUGGGCAAGAGAUGCCCCCAAGCUGAAUCUUCCCAAUGGAGUGGGUUUUAAGGUCGGAAGUGAUUCCCCAAUCAAGUACAUGGUUUUGCAGGUGCAUUAUGCACACAUUGAUAAAUUUAGUGAUGGAAGCACAGAUGAUUCUGGAGUUUUUAUCAACUAUACAACAGAACCAAUGAAUAAACUUGCUGGUGUCUUGCUCCUUGGAACAGCUGGAACUAUUAAGCCAAAUUCCAUUGAACACAUGGAAACGGCAUGUGAAAUGAACGAACACAAGAUCAUACAUCCAAUAGCUUAUAGAACUCAUACGCACAGUUUGGGUAAAGUUGUAUCUGGAUAUCGAGUUCGGGCUGAUGAUAGAGGAGCACAUCAAUGGACUUUGCUGGGUAAACGUGAUCCCUUGACUCCCCAGAUGUUCUAUCCUAUUAUGAAUGAUGAACCGAUUGUUUAUGGUGAUCAAUUGGCUGCUCGUUGUACCAUGGAAAGUCAUCGAGAUCGAUACACACAAAUUGGAGCAACAAAUGAAGAUGAAAUGUGUAACUUUUAUUUGAUGUACUAUGUCGAGAAUGGCGACCCACUCAACAUGAAAUAUUGCUUUAGUUCUGGACCACCACAAUACCAUUGGAAGAAUCCUGAUGUCGGUUUAACCAACAUUCCAGACUAUGAAGCUAGUCAUUUGUAAAUAAACUUGCCGCAACUGCGUUAUAUAAAUCACACCCAUUGACCACAAUUUUAGUAGAUUAUAAAUCAAAAAUCAAAUUAGAAACAAAAAAAAAAAAAAAAGACAAAAAAUACUUGUUCAUUAAAUAAAUUAUCUACCUUGAGCAAAAUAGGGAUUAAUAUAUUUAAGAAUAAAAACAUAAAAUUAAAAAAAGUAAAAA
Molecule: messenger RNA, 2372 nt
Organism: Episyrphus balteatus (marmalade hoverfly)
Lineage: Eukaryota; Metazoa; Arthropoda; Insecta; Diptera; Syrphidae
Gene: Phm
Product: peptidylglycine alpha-hydroxylating monooxygenase
Exons: 8
Coding region: 1067-2173 (368 amino acids)
Biological process (GO): peptide metabolic process
Cellular component (GO): membrane; extracellular region
Molecular function (GO): copper ion binding; oxidoreductase activity, acting on paired donors, with incorporation or reduction of molecular oxygen, reduced ascorbate as one donor, and incorporation of one atom of oxygen
Source: RefSeq, a predicted model, not a curated record